Messenger RNA from Jaculus jaculus (lesser Egyptian jerboa), 1167 nucleotides. RefSeq names its product serpin B4. The record is from RefSeq and is a predicted model, not a curated record. Gene Ontology annotation, molecular function: serine-type endopeptidase inhibitor activity. The transcript has 6 exons. NCBI's taxonomy places the organism in Eukaryota, Metazoa, Chordata, Mammalia, Rodentia, Dipodidae. Gene Ontology annotation, biological process: negative regulation of endopeptidase activity. Bases 1 to 1167 code for a protein of 388 amino acids.
AUGGACUCACUAGGUGAAGCAAACAUCAAGUUCACAAUUGACCUGUUCAAGCAUCUCAGAAAACCAGAGAGCAACGUUUUCUAUUCCCCAGUCAGCAUCAUGUCAGCAUUAGCCAUGCUCUUGCCCGGGGCGGCGGGAGACACCGCGCAACAAAUUGAGGAGGUAGGUGCCAGCAUCGCCUCACUGACCAGUUGGGUACUGGGUUCUCCACCACACUGCCAGCUGGUUGAAAAUGUGCAUCACCAGUUUCAAAAGCUGCUCACUAAAUUAAACAAAUCCAGUGAUGCCUAUGACCUGAAGAUUGCCAAUAGGAUCUAUGCAGAAAAGAAAUUUCAACUUCUCCAGAAAUAUUUGGAAGACACACAGAAAUUUUACCGAACGAAUGUGGAAAGACUGGAUUUUGUAAAUGCUGCAGAAGAAAGUCGAAAGAAGAUUAAUUCCUGGGUGGAAAGCCAAACGGACGAAAAAAUCAAGGACCUAUUUCCUAUGAGGACUCUGGACAGACAAACUGUACUGGUUCUAGUGAAUGCAGUCUAUUUUAAAGGGUUGUGGAAUGAGAAAUUUGAGAAAAAGCACACUAAAGAAGAGAAAUUUUGGCUGAACAAGGACACAAGCAAACCUGUGCAGAUGAUGAAACAGACAAACUACUUCAAACUUGCCUUCUUAGAAGACGUGCAAGCCACGAUCUUGGAAAUGCCAUACAAAGGCGAACGUCUGAGCAUGUUUGUCCUUCUGCCAAAUGAAGUUGAUGGUCUGCAGCAGCUUGAAGAUAAGCUCACUGCUGAGAAAUUAAUAGAGUGGAUAAAGCCACAGGCCAUGGGUGAGAGAGAGGUGCACUUAUCCAUCCCCAGGUUCAAAGUGGAAGAAAACUAUGACCUCAAGACCGUGUUGGGACACAUGGGGAUAGUGGAUGCAUUCAAUCCACAGAAAGCCGACUUCUCUGGCAUAAGUGGGGGGCAUGAUCUCGUGGUGUCUAGAGUCAGGCACAAAUCCUUUGUGGAGGUGACAGAAGAGGGGACAGAAGCUGCGGCUGCCACAGGCGUGGAAAUUUCUUUGACAUCCGCGCCAAUAGUUGAAUAUUUCUCCUGCGAUCACCCCUUCCUCUUCUUCAUCAAGGAGAAUGAGACCAACAACAUUCUAUUCUUUGGAAGAUUCUUUUCCCCUUAA